Vollenhovia emeryi is the source of this 1744-nucleotide messenger RNA. RefSeq names its product protein LTV1 homolog (gene LTV1). Gene Ontology annotation, biological process: ribosomal small subunit biogenesis; ribosomal small subunit export from nucleus. Bases 178 to 1632 code for a protein of 484 amino acids. The transcript has 7 exons. Gene Ontology annotation, cellular component: preribosome, small subunit precursor; cytosol; nucleus. The record is from RefSeq and is a predicted model, not a curated record. Lineage: Eukaryota; Metazoa; Arthropoda; Insecta; Hymenoptera; Formicidae.
CUGGUUAUACUGUGACACAGGCCCUAGAGUGGCCCGCAGGCUUCUCUCUAGUUUUACUUUAAAUGAAGGACCACAUGGGCUCGUGUAAUUGAAGUACACAAUAAUAUUUCGUUACGAUCACCUCUGUCGCAUACGUUAUUAAUUUCUGUACUGUCAGUCGCGGCACGACAGAGCAAGAUGCCGAAGGGGACGACGAAAAGGUUUAUCGACAAGAAGAAUUCCGUCACAUUCCACCUGGUUCAUCGCUCGCAGAAGGAUCCGUUGGUGGCGGAUGAAACGGCGCCGCAGCGAGUCCUGGUGCCAGCGGCGGACGCGCAGGCGGCGAAGACGGAGAGGAAGUCGCUGGACAGGGAGAAACGCACGGAGGAGCAGCGCAAGUACGGGAUUUACUUUGACGACGACUACGAUUACCUGCAGCAUCUUCGGGACGUCAACGCGCUGUCGGUGGAAUGGGAGCGCGUCGAGAAUUCCAACAGCUCCGAGCGCAGCGAGGACACGCCGAAGAUCAGCCUGCCGUCCUCCGUGUUCGCGUCGAAUGUCGAGGAGAAGGUCGGUAUGCUCAAUAAAGCGGCGCCAGUUUCCGGGCCGCGACUCGACUACGAUCCGGACGUGGUCGCCGCGAUGGACGACGACUUUGACUUCGACGAUCCCGAAAAUCAACUGGAGGAUAAUUUCAUACAACUCGCUAACACAGGAGACAGCGACAGCGAGGAUUCCGACAGAGAGUACGAAUACAAAUUGAACGAACUGGGAAAUGAACACAGCGACUCGGAUGUCUCGUCGGAAGGUCACAUGGAUUUAUCCGACGAGGAGGCAGAUGAGGUUGGCAGUUUACACGGACCUCAAUAUUCGUUUAAGGACGAGGAGACUAAGUCGAGGUUUACAGAAUACUCUAUGAGCAGCAGCGUCAUGAGAAGGAAUGAACAACUCACGUUGCUGGACGACAAAUUUGAACAGAUGUAUGCUGCGUACGACGAAAAUGAAAUUGGUGCUUUGGACUGCGACGAAAUAGAGGGAUAUGUCUCGCACAACUCGGAUCUUAUUAUGCAAUAUGCCGCUGAAUUUGAGAAGAAGCAGAGGGAAGAUACGGAAAAUAUCGCGGAGCUUAUGCAGGACAGAAUGAAGAUUGUGGAGAAAGAACACGCGAGUUCGGAAGAAGAAGAUUUAGAGGAUCUUGUUGUCGAUGCUCGCGAAAGAGAUAAAUGGGACUGUGAAAGUAUUAUUAGCACAUACAGCAACAUUUACAACCACCCUAAAUUGAUUUCAGAUCCUCCCAAGCGAUCCAAGAAAAUUGAAAUUGACCGGAAAUCCGGUAUUCCCAAAGCUGUAUUGGGCAAUGCUGGAAGAUUAACAGUUGAAACGUUGGCCCAAUUCGACUUGGAAAACAAUCCGUCGAAGGGCCCGCAGUCCGUAGCGGAGAGCAGAAAAUCUACCUUGAGCGUUUUAAGUAUAAGGCCCAAAGGGGAGACCAGCGACGGGAGAAAGGAAAGGAAAAAGCUGCUCAAAGAAUACAGAAAAGAAAGGAGGAUAGAGCGGAAGGCGAAUAGCGAGGCGUUUAAAGAGGAAAAGAAACGCCAAGAGAAGAUUCGGUUGAACACCAGGCUGAACAUCCAAGGAACUCGCAUAGUAUAAAGUUUUCGGCCGAAGCAAUGUGCUUCGUGUCUGCGUCCUUAGACCGUGGAUUUAACAACCUCCACUUUAUGUGUAAAAUAUACGAACGUUAUUUUUCUCGCCGAAAAAUUAA